AUGGGCAAGUCAAAGAAGGCGGUGCUCCAUGACGCAGGCGGCAAGAAGAUCUUGCACCCCGCAGAAGCGGAUAGGAAGAAGGCCAAGCAGCGACUGCGCGAGAACCGCGCGAAGAAUCGCAAGAAGCGGUUUGAAGCAAAGAUGCUUGAGAAAGACACCUCCCUGGUUCAGGCGGAGAUCACGGAGUUCAAGGAGCUGGAGAAGAAAGGAAAGCUGACGAAGUGGAAGAAGGACAAGAUGGAACGCGAAGUCGCUACCUUCGGCCGGCUGAAGGAUCAGGUGGAGCAGAACACGCAGAAGCGGUUCGAAGACAACUUAGGAGACCAGUUCUACGUGGACUUCGACGAGCUCAAAGUCCAUCGAAAAGCGUCGAUCUUCUACGAUCCGGUCAAAAACCCCUAUGGCGCGCCGCCGCAGGGCCAAGUGCUGAUGUAUCGACACCCAGACGGCUCCGUCAAGCGGGAGCCUCCUCCCUUAGGGCAUGGUUCGGUCCGUGCCGCGAUGACGGAUGGCCUUGUCCCGGGCCACAGCGAUAUGGUGCUGCCGAACCUUGGGCCACCGGAGGACGAGCCCCAGGACGGCGAGUCUGGAGAGUCCGAGGACGAAGAUGACGACGAGGAGGAUGACGACGAGCCAAUGCUGCCGACGGAACUUCCGGAUGGAACUCCACUUCCCCCGGGGCCGCCAGUCGGCCCGGCACCCAUGGAAGCGCCGCUGCCGCCAGGGCCUCCCCCGGGACCCUCGCUGCCACCGCUGCCACCUGGAGCCCCACCCACGGGGCUGCUGCCGCCAAUGCCUCCAGGGCCACCACCCGGUUGCGGCGGAGGUCUGCUGCCGGGCUUUCCUGGGCCUUCGAGUGGGCCACCAGGGCCACCACCGAUGCCAAAGCUCCCUUGCUUCGGUGGCGGUCUCCCACAGUCGCAGGCAGACUUCGCGCAGCAGAUGAUGAACAUGGGCUUCAUAGCACCUCCGGGGCCUCCAGCGAAGGGCCCUCCGCCGGAGGAGACUCGAGGGGUCAGUGGGACUUCUGAGGCCAUGAUGAAGCAGCGACCACCUGGCCCUCCGAACGCAGGGCUCCAGAAGGUGGCAGGCACACCACCGGGUCCUCCGCCCAAGAACCCGAGCCAGGCUGGUCCGGGUCCUGGACUGCGGCCUCCGGGGCCCCCUCCAAAGGUGAACACGGGAGAGCUUCCGCCGGGUGCAAAGCCACCGCCACCGCCGCCCAAGACAGCUGCAGGUUCCGCCGCACCAGCCACGAAGCCACUCAACGCGGCGACUCGCUUCAUGCCGACUACCCUGCGAACGAAGAAGCCGUCGCAGGUCGCUGGUGGUGUAUUACAGGCCUCUUCGGCAUCGCUGUCGCAGGACGCGCGGAAGAGGCUCUUGUUCACGGAGGCGCCCAAGGUGGCAGAGAAAGUCAACAUCGAAGACGCAUUUCAGGAUUUUAUGGGUCAGCUGGACGACUAG
Molecule: messenger RNA, 1467 nt
Organism: Symbiodinium sp. CCMP2592
Lineage: Eukaryota; Dinophyceae; Suessiales; Symbiodiniaceae
Source: the annotation of a GenBank genome assembly